This is a messenger RNA of Sporothrix brasiliensis 5110, 2289 nucleotides long. RefSeq lists its product as uncharacterized. Lineage: Eukaryota; Fungi; Ascomycota; Sordariomycetes; Ophiostomatales; Ophiostomataceae. The transcript is spliced from 2 exons. Gene Ontology annotation, molecular function: zinc ion binding; DNA-binding transcription factor activity, RNA polymerase II-specific; transcription cis-regulatory region binding. Gene Ontology annotation, biological process: regulation of DNA-templated transcription; DNA-templated transcription. Gene Ontology annotation, cellular component: nucleus. Bases 1 to 2289 code for a protein of 762 amino acids. The record is from RefSeq and is a predicted model, not a curated record.
AUGGCAGGCGACGACAGCCCGACGUCGCCUGUCCUGGCGCUGCGAGCAGCCUUUGGCGACCGAAAGCCGCCCAACAUCAGCCGCAAGAUCACGGCGUGCGUUGCCUGUCGCAAGCAAAAGAUUAAAUGCCACAUGAACGACGGCCAGGCGCCGUGCACACGCUGUAAGGCGAGGGGCCUUUCGUGCACGGUCAACCGCAGCCUCCAGAUGCUCCUGGAGAGCGACACGUCGUGGAAGCAUGCCAUGGAAGAGAAGAUGCGCCGACUCGAGGCCAUUGUGUCUAGAGUAGCCAGAGAUGCGAUGCCAGCCGAAGCCCUAGGACACAUCGAAGAUGACCAAGCGGACGGCCCCGGAAACCCGAAUGACAGCCGCAGUAAUGACCAGCUGGAUGACCAGGACGGCCGCACCGGGCCUGACGCAGAUGGACAUCGUAAUGGUGACCACGGUGCCAAUCACUGGGACAUUGUCAUGGACCUGGACUCAGGUCCGGGUGCUGUGCCGGGGUUUUACAUAUCCGACACACCGCCGUCACAGGCCGAGAUUGGUGGAAGAGGGCCUGUUGGUGAACGUACCACGCUUGAUGGACAACCUGUAUGCGGAACUGACAACAUGGUGCCUCGGGGAAUCCACAACACAAUCACCAAUCGAGAUUUUAUCGCGCGUGGCAUCGUGCCUCUCGAACGUGCCCAAGCGUACUUUGACCGCUACCACAACCGCAUGGACCACUUUCCCUACCGCAUUCUCUGUGACCACGGCCCAGUCAGCCUAGCCAGCCUGCGUGCCACGUCUCCGCUUCUGGUUGCCGCUGUCUGCUCGGUGGGCGCACUACACACAUACACAGACGACCGUGCUGGGGACCCGGCUGACUUCGACCAGCUGCACGCUGAAUUUGUAGCGCAAUGUGCGCGCAAAGCCAUGUCCAAGACGUGCACCAUGGACGACGUACGAGCACUGUGUAUCGGUGCCUUCUGGCUCGGUGCUGACUUAUCGUGGUCGUUGGUGGGCACCGCCGUUCGAAUGGCCACUCAGCUCCAACUGCACCGCUCUUUCCGCCGAGGACUGCGUGAUGGAGCCAACCGGAACGACUUUCGGGUGCAUUACCUACGCACACGGUUGUGGUACCUCGUCUACGUCUGCGAUCACCACUUUUCCGUCGUCUACGGACGACCACCGCUUACACGCGAGGACGAGUCGGUUCGCAACGCGCGCCGGUUUAUCGACGGCCCACACGCAACCGAAGACGACGCACGCCUCGUUAGCCAGGUGCUCCGCUGGAGCCUGUGCUCCAACAUCUUUGACACAUUUGGUGUGGACGCAACGCGGGCCCUGGAUGACGUUGAGAUACCACAUCUGCGCCGCUUUGGCCUCGCUCUGGACGGCCUCCGAGCUGAGUGGGUAGACCGAUUCCGUCCUAACCCGCAUGUCGGCAACUAUCCUCGAAAGGGCGUCCAGCUACAGUAUAACUUUGCAAAGCUGUACCUGUACUCACACGCUUUCCGCGGCCUUCCUGACGGUGGACAGAGAAUCCGUGGGCCUACGGAGACAUACACUCCUGGGGUGCCUCCCACGACUACCCCGACGGCAGCCACCUCUACAGGUUCGUCGCCAUCUCUUACAGACGCCGCCAUGGACCUUGACGAGGCUUCCAACGCGGGCGUCCUCGCAGCCUUGUCGAUACUACGUGCCGUUGUCACCGACGCAGAAAUACAGUCGUACCUCAACGGCUUGCCAAUCUACUUUGAUGUGAUGAUAGCUUUUGCAGCAGUGUUCCUUCUCAAGGUGGCGUCCGGAUGCUCGGCGUCUGUCCUGGUCAACGUGCGAGAAAUCACAAGCCUCAUUGUCACACUCGUGGCCACACUCAAUCGCAUAACCGGCACCAUGCACCCACGCCACUUACUCGUGAGUAUCACAAAAGGCAUCGAUAACCUACUGCAAAAAUCGGGUCUCGUUGGUCUUGACAAGGGCGGCGGUACAUUGCCCCAGCAACAGCGGCCAGGAUCGACACAGGACUCUUUGACGCCGUCGACCUCCGCCGAAAACGACUCUGACUCCAUAGUCGUGCAGUCGAUACACGCAUCAGAUUCUGAAGGCAUCCACCAGGCAACACACGAGGCGCAUCAGGCAACAGCCCAAAUCACGGGAGGUCAUCCAAUGCCCGGCUUAUUUGCUACCGAUCAAGCUUGGGCGGGCCACGCACAGGCGGACGUGUAUUUUAUGGGCGAAUACGACAUUUUGAUGAAUCAGGACAUGAGCUUCGACAUGCAGUUUCCGGUGGAUCCUGAAAAUUGA